Xiphias gladius (swordfish) is the source of this 1192-nucleotide messenger RNA. RefSeq names its product SREBF pathway regulator in golgi 1 (gene spring1). Gene Ontology annotation, biological process: positive regulation of SREBP signaling pathway. The coding region runs from base 129 to 731 and encodes 200 amino acids. The record is from RefSeq and is a predicted model, not a curated record. The transcript has 5 exons. NCBI's taxonomy places the organism in Eukaryota, Metazoa, Chordata, Actinopteri, Istiophoriformes, Xiphiidae.
GUCAGACACCGUUUCGGAUAUCUGACAAAUACGUCAGUCAGACAGACGAUACCCGCCCUCGGGGGGUUUGAUGUUUUUGACUGACGCCGUCACCGUUACCCCCGGCGUCUCCACAACAAAGCCAUGCUAUGAUGGUGCUCCGGCGGUUGCUGAGAAAGCGCUGGGUGCUGGGAGUAGUUUUCGGACUGUCUCUCAUCUACUUUCUCACCAGCACACUCAAACAGGAGGAAAGGACCAUACGGGACCGCACGCUCUUAGAGGUUAGAGAUUCAGACCAUCGCAUUCCGUGGAAAGUCCGUUUCAACCUGGGAAACAGCAGCAGACAGAUUACUCAGUGCAGAAACUCCAUCCAGGGAAAGACACUGCUGACUGACGAACUUGGUUAUGUCUGUGAGAGAAAAGACUUGCUGGUUAAUGGCUGCUGUAACGUCAAUGCUCCCAGCACCAGGCAGUACAUCUGUAAAAGCUGCCUGGCUAACGGCUGCUGUAGCAUCUACGAGUAUUGCGUGUCUUGCUGCCUCCAGCCCGAUAAGCAACCUCUCCUUGAGCACUUCCUGAAUCGUGCAGCUGAAGGUUUCCAGAAUCUCUUCACUGCCGUGGAGGAUCAUUUUGAGCUGUGCCUGGCCAAGUGUAGGACGUCUUCACAAAGCGUUCAACAUGAGAACACCUACCGAAACCCUCAAGCAAAGUACUGCUACGGAGAGAGUCCUCCAGAGCUGCUUCCUGUAUGAGCAUUUGAUUUUCCUCUCGGGUUCAGGACGUACAGGAGCAGCAGUGGGCCAAUAAAGUGUAUUGGUUGGACAACUAGGAGUGCUUGGAGAAGAGACUCCCUACAAGUGAACUGCUUUCUUGGAUAAUUUUGCAUUAUAGUGGCAAAAGAAGGAAGGUAUCCAAGAAAAACCUCAAAAAAGGACAAAUGCUGUAUGUGAUUUGAUUAUUUACACUUCAUAAGUGCAUAGAAAGCUUCAUACAUUCAUCCGUGAUGAUCAUCAGGUCUACGUAAGAGGCAGCUCAUCCAUCAGGAUUCGCUUCAAACCAGUUCAUGUCAUCAAAUAGGCUUCAUUUUAAAAGAAGAUAACAGCCGUUUUAUGUUUUGUUGAAUCUUUUAAAACAGCAAAGAAUGUGUAAUUACUUCUAUGUAUAGUGCAUGCGUAUGAGACGGCUAUUUAAUAAAAGUGACUGUGAAACGAAA